UUUUAGAUGUUUGUCAUAUACCAUUCAUCCGGCAAAAUUUGAAAUAGGACAAAUGUAAUACUGUUAGAAAGAAAAGGAUCCGAAGAAGGAAAAGUAAAAAGUCUGUCUUCUGUUCUAUUCUAUUCGUUUUUGAAUAAUUUGACAAAAAUCUUCUUUGUUAAAGUCCUGUGUAUUUUUAAAAUAUGUCCUCAAGUGAAGAAAAUUGCUCCAAUCAAUAUUCAGAGAAUUCUGCUUAUUGUACAGUUGUAAAUUGUAAAACGAAUAUGGAUACAAACGGAUAUGCUGAAGACAAACUUUUACCAUUACCGUUCUCAACCAAAGAUCACCAUAAAACCAUUCUAUCCUAUCACAAACUGAAGAUAAGUUUCAUGUGUAUGUUGAUUCUGAAUGCCUUACUGUUAGUGGUGGUGGUAAUCUGUAUGCUGAUGAUUGUACCAAAUAUCUCAACAAUGGACGAUAAAACACCGCCACAUACUUCAGAUAAAUUACAGGAUCACGUGACAUGUCUAUCAAUAAAGAAUAAGCUUAACAGACUCUACAGAAACGGUCAAAUGGUAGAGAAUGUGAAAGAUGACGAUAAAUGUUCUAUGGAAGAUCUGAUGGACUCAUUCGUCCAACAUGUCGAAGAUGUAAUGCAAAAGAAUAAAUCACUGGAUUCUGCUGCAUUCCAUUUAGUGACAAAUAACACCUAUACGGACAGAUGCCAAGACAGCAAAACAUUACAUUGCUUGAAGAAUUGGAAACUAUCAAUGAACACAACUAAAAUCUCCGUGAAAGAUGAAAUUAUAGAAGUACCUUCCAGUGGGCCAUAUUUCUUGUACAGUCGUGUUGUAAUUAAUGCCAAGGUUAACAGUCAUGUGAAUGAUAUGGAAACAAUCACCCAUUCCAUCCGAUCUAGUAACACAGGACACCAUUUCUCUGACGUCGAAACAAGUAUGGUUAAAUGUGGUGUCAUAAAGAAUACAAUGAGCCAUAUCAGUAACAUUGAGAAGAUACAGUACCUAGAGCAAGGCACUCAAAUUAAAGUAGCUCUAGACUUUCCAAAAGACAUUAUAAUGCAACCCUCGGUUAAUUCAGGUGCGUUUGGAAUGUUUAAACUUUGAAACUAUUUGAAAGCAGGGAGAAUGUUAGAAAGAGCUCCUAUAUUACCCAUUGAAUUCGAGAAAUCUAUUGCUUGUAUAAAGCUAAAAGAUCUACGUAAUGUCCAACAAAGAGAUUUUAUACCAUUAACAUUUAAAUAUGAGCCAAAGUCUUACCCCAAAUACGUACUUUUCAUAUUUAUAUUGUAUGAGAAUGAAUACGGGGACACAAUAUAAUUUUUAGGGUAAGGUAUUAGCUCAUAUCAAAUGUUGACAAAAAGUGUCUUUUGUGUGACAUCAAAAUUGACAAUUUUGUCAAUAUAGCUUUUCCAUAACAUAUAUGACUUGAAGACAUGAUGAUCGGUAAUAAUACCGUGAUCAGAUGGGUUGAUAAGUGUUACUUUGCUAAACGUUCACCGGAAAAUAGUUCAAGCAUUUUCAGGUCGAGAACACAUAAACAAUGGAUACAAUAUGUGGGAAGUGAAAAGUGUCUCUCGACCAGGAUAGAGGCCGAGAAGUAUGCACUGUUACUGAAAAAAUGAGGGUAUGUUUCUCAGGGAUAGAUAUUAUCAUUUAGAAAAGUGCCCUUUAACAUCGGGUGUAUCGUCCCUAUUCCAAACAGUCGUCAUGGCUGCGUACUGAAACAUUCCGCGCAGCCAGAGCGGGUUAUGUCCAAUUCACGACCGUUUGAUUAAAACUAUAUGAUCAAAAUUGCAUUCUAAUCAAUGACUUCUACAUAUAUAAUUUCGUUUUACGUGUCAUUGAAUGUUUGCCGAAAUCGUUUGAAACAAGUUAUAUUGUGUAAAUAAGAUAUAUGACAUUUGUACGUAAAGCUUUUGCAGGCAGCUGACAUAACAUCAUGUACUCUUUUUUUAUCACAACAGCAUGAGACUAUCGUGUAUUUAAAUUUGUGUGAUGCGAUAACACUUUGUACAUCAUGGUUUUAUUGUGAGGUAUUUGUUUUACUGCUAUGAAGUCGCAGUUAUCAAGACUAGGACUUUGUAUCAACAGGUUACUAAAGAAAGUAUUUAGAGAGUUAAAAUCAGGACUUGCUGGCAUUGUUGAUAAAGCUGGAUAACGUUUUAGUCGUGUUGGUAUAAAAUAGUUACCAUAUAUUGUAUAUUGUACACGAGUAAAACUUGUUUAUAAUAGCUCACAACAGAUUGGAUAACAUUGAUAACCUCUAAAACUCUGAUGUCGGUUGUUUUAGUCCAAUAUGAGCAUGUUUCAUUGACCAAUGAUACCCCACAUAUCCUCCAUCCGAAUAUCGAAAAAUUACAUAUGUAGCUUUCAUCAUAUUUUCAUAAAUGAAGUCAAUUAAACAGAUCUUGCUCAAUAAACAUGUCCUUUAACGGUAUCUUAAUUAUAUAAAGUGAUGGAUAUGAAGAAAAAUAUAAGAAACAAAAUCCAGCAUGAAAUAAAUAAAUAAAUAAAUAAAUAAAUAAUCUUUAUUUCAAGAGGAUGAUCCCAUUAGUUAAAACUAAUCUUCCUGAGAGUCCUCAAAAUAAUAAUAACAUAGUUAUAAGUACAAACAGUAUAAUAAAGUUAUAUUAUACACAAUAUACAAUUGUAUUGAGAUAAUAAUGAAAAUGCAUAUUAAUUUGCACAAUUGAUGAAAAAUUUGUAACAUUUUGUUUUAAAAGAUACAAGUGUAUCACUCAUUUUGAUUUCAUUUGGUAAACUGUUCCAUAUUUGAGAACCUGAAUUUGUAAAUGUUUUCUUUAAAAAAAUUGUUUUUGGUUUUGGAAGAUUUAAUAGUUUUUCAUCAGCUGAACGUAAGUUAUAGUUUUGAUUAUUAGUAAAAUGAAAAUUUUCUUCUAAAUAGUUAGGAACCAUGCCAUUAACUGAUUUAAAUACAAGUAUUGCCUUUUGGUAUUGAAUUCGUUUUUCCACAUUUAACCAGUGUAAACUUUUAAACAAUAAACUGGAUGAUGUCAUUAUGUCAGCUUCUACUAUAACCCUAGCAGAUUUCUUUAAUAAUUUAUUAAGUUUAUUUAUUCCACUUUCACAACAACUUCCCCAUAUAUUGCAACAAUAAUCAAAUAAUGGCAGAAUAUAAGCAUUAAAAUAGAUAAUACGUAUAUGCAUAGGUAAAUAUUUUCUUAUCUUUUGUAAUAAGUUGAUUCUAUUUGAUAUAGUAAUUGACAUUUUAUCUAUUUGCUGAUUCUAAUUUAAGUUUUUGUCAAUAUAUAAACCAAGUAGUUUUUCACAAUCUACAUGAAGCCGUCACAACGUUUAUUUUGUCGUCUUGGAUCUCUAUCAACGCUUCAUGUUAACCCUUGUUGGUUGCUACUGAAAAACGGAAUGCACCGACUGCUCUUAUUUUCGUAUCAUUGAACCGUAACUGUAGCUAGCAAGAACUUAAUAAUCUUAAUACUUUUAAUCGUUCUCUGUAGAUGGAUUUUUUAGAAAACGCAAUUUGAAGUGAAUGUUUAUUUUUAGACGUACAACAAAUGUUAUGUUCAAUGAGGCAUUUUAUAAGUUAUAGUUGACAGUAUUUUUGGAUUUAUAUUAUCUGCAUAGAUUAAGGUGCAUUUCAAUGAUUUUUUUAUGUACAUUAUUGCAUAAUAUAUUUUAUUCAUAAAUUGUAGAUUCCUUCAUUUCUCUUGUAUCAAAAAAGGUAAUUUCCCUAUGAAUGAUGUUUUCGUUGAAUCUGUAUAUAAAUAGACACUUCCUUUUGUGUAUUCUAAAAUGAGAUCAAAAUAUUAAUACCUGGAGUAACAUUACCUGUAUCUGUUCCAAUAAUCAGACCACUGGGACAGAUAAUAUCGAAACAAAUUUAAAAUGACUCACCGGAAAAGUUUUACUUAGAUGUACUCGUACUGAGAAGUUUGUAUUUUUAAAGAAUCCAAUCAUACUUGUGUAUGGACGUAAAGUAAUUUUCAGUUUUUAUUAAAGAGAUACGAUAAAAUAAAAUAUAUAAACAUAAAAUAAAAUGUCGUCAAAUUGAGGCCAACAAUCAAAGCACAGAUAGAUAAUUUGAUUUUCAAAGUCUGCAAGUACCACAUGAGAUUAAUAUAUUACUAAGUUACUAUAUCAUGUAAAUAUAUGUUUUGUUUUAUAAUUAUUAACUCUAUAAUUCAUGUUUCAUACGCUUUUCAAGUUGACUUUAUUUCCUUGAUUUACAUGUAUGUAUUUAGUUGAAUUUUCUAUAGUACUUUUAAAAUUCACAAAACUAACAGCCAAUGAUUGUUUGUAAUUAGAACCUGUUACUAUAUAUAGUUGCAGUACUUAAAAUAAAACCAGACAACUUUAUCUCGGGAAAUCUCUGUAAGCAUAUGAUUUUUCCCUGAGAAGGUAAAUAAAGGUCUGUGAUGAAAACUUGCUUCUGGUUCAAGUACAUAACUAAGUGCAAAUUAAUUCAACGACGUGUGUUAUGCAUUACUAUAAUAUAUAUUCCUAUGAAUCUAUUAUGUCAUAUAUAUUUCUGCCGCACGUUCAAGUUGUACUGCACCGAGUGACACGUACUGUAAUCUUAUCUUGGUGCUUUAAAUCUGUUUUAACUACCUGUAAAACAGCUUUCUAUGUAGAAAACAAAGAGAAAACACACUGAUUACCUGAAGAUUAUGAUUCAGAAAGACAUUGUGGUUUGACGUGAAAACUGUUAUACCUAUUCCGGUGUGGUUUGUGGCGACGAAAGAUUUUUAUGUACUUCCAUCACUAAAGUUUUUUAAUGCUAUCUUAUAAGGUUAUUAUAAUACGCCGUUUUUAUCAGUAUUAAAUAAAAGAUUUUAAAUCAAAUAAUGUACAGAAUAGAAAUAAAUAUUUUAUAUAGAUUUCUUUGUUGAAUAAAAAUGCAAUAUUUA
Mytilus trossulus (common blue mussel) is the source of this 4885-nucleotide messenger RNA. RefSeq lists its product as uncharacterized. Gene Ontology annotation, biological process: immune response. NCBI's taxonomy places the organism in Eukaryota, Metazoa, Mollusca, Bivalvia, Mytilida, Mytilidae. Gene Ontology annotation, cellular component: membrane. Gene Ontology annotation, molecular function: tumor necrosis factor receptor binding. The transcript has 5 exons. The coding region runs from base 183 to 1103 and encodes 306 amino acids. The record is from RefSeq and is a predicted model, not a curated record.